This is a messenger RNA of Oncorhynchus nerka (sockeye salmon), 2846 nucleotides long. Its product is annotated as rho GTPase-activating protein 17-like. Bases 2 to 1063 code for a protein of 353 amino acids. NCBI's taxonomy places the organism in Eukaryota, Metazoa, Chordata, Actinopteri, Salmoniformes, Salmonidae. The transcript has 4 exons. The record is from RefSeq and is a predicted model, not a curated record.
GAUGUUGUCAUCGGUGUGUCUUCACCCCUCACUCUCUCCCCUCUCCCCUCUGUAUAGCCCCGCUCCUAACAAACUGGGCGACCCCACCCCCACCCCACGUAGAGCUGCCACUCUAAAUAGAAAACAGCACCAUCAUGCUUCUUCACCCGCCUUCCAGCCCCCUCUACCACCGCCAGAGGCUGGAGGAGUCACCCAGACCCAGCCUGUGGCUGAGCCCCAGACCCAGGAGCAAACUCUGUGUGGGAGUACAGAGGCUGGCCAGCCUGGCCUGGCUGGGGGGGGUGGGGGUCAGGGUGGGGCACCAGAGGUCCAGGUGGCCACAGGGCAGCAGCCUCUGCCUCUUACCCAGCACAGCUCUGAGGAGAAUAGCCCUGGCCAUGACCCCACCACCACCCCCGCUCCCCUGAGGAACGGGGGCUCCCAGCUCACCGUGGGGACGCCCCACUCCCAGGCAGGAUGCAGGGGUCCUAGCCCCCACAUUGGACGCAGAGGUACUAAGAAGCAAGCCCCUGCCCCACCCAAACAGGCCAACCCCUUUGUAGCUAAUGUCUCCACCCUUGGCCACAGUCCCGCGCCUAACAACCCCUACCCCCUCAUCACUCCACGACGCCACUCUGGUAAAGAAACCCCCAUCCACGCCCCCAGCCACCCUCCCCCACAGCCCCCUCAGUCUCAGGGGGAGUCAGACCCCUCUCCGCCCCACACCCCCACACCCCCUAGCACCCCUCCUCACGAUGGUCCAACCUCCACCCCCUUCACCCCUCUAUCGUCCUUCCACUCUGGCUCCCUCCCUCGCCCCACCAGGCCGGCUCCGAAGCCACGCUCCCGACCUACAGUUCCCCCGCCCCGUCAGCCGCCCACCAAUGACGACAGCAACGGGCCCAGCGGCUCUGCCUCCAAGGUCAUCACCGAUUCCAGCCUGAACUUGAAGGGGAUUGGCCGAGCCCUUAUCCCUGAAAUUAUGGUGGACAUACAAGGGGAGAGCUCUGCUGGUCAUGAGCCCUCCCCCUAUCCAACCCCACCCUUGGACCCUGAGAUCCAAUCAGAGAGCACCAGUCUGUGAAAGGGGAGGGAUCACUCCAACUGACAUCACCAAAAAACAUUCUGCCUCUGCCCAAUUGGCAAUAUGCUAGCCAUUCAUCCAAUCGCCAUAGUCGGAGUCAGCUCGGAGCCUCUACAGACUGGACCAUACAAACUCCCUGCUCAUCAAUCCAGUGAGCAAUAAUGUCUGCAACAAACAACCCCUAGCCAACAUUACUCUCUACAACAAUACAGGGACUAGACAACCUUCUCUUACUCCAUAAUCCAAACUCAACACUGUUGGCACCCACCACCCAACACCCUCAACACCAACACCCUUCCAUCCAUAAACCAUCAACAGUAUUGGAACUGGACCACAGGAUCACCCCAUGUUCAUUGAACCUUCGUUCUGCUAAACAUGAUAGGAAGUUGGCCUGCAGCUUUCUAUUGAAUCAACCAAGCCUGUACUGGGACUGGACAAUAUAUAUAUAACCACUGAACUCCAAUGCUGGCGAAGCUGUAAUGUUAUGACCCAGUACCUGGAAGCAUCUGAUCUGAAUAUACUGUUUCAUCUUUGGAUCCAUUGUAGAAUGUUGACAUUGAAUUGGGGCUGGGUGGGAGGCUAAGCUUGUAAACCUAAAAGCUCAGAACUUGUAUGUUUGUAUGAUGUAACUUUCCUCCCUGUGGUACAUUGUAUGGUGGUUGUAGGAAUAUUUUUUUAAUGGAAAUUGCUCAUUUGUAUGUCCUCAAUGCAUUACCUAAGAUUGUCUACAAAACUGCAAUUUUGCCCCAUUUGAGAACUUUCUUUAAUGGUUUUUAAUGGGCCAAGUAAUACAAAUGUAAUGCAGAAAGUGCUAUUGAUGAGCAAAUAUACAUGGUGAGCCCAAAGAAUCCUAUAAAUUGCCAUACUUCCUUUGAUGAGAGCUCUCAAGGACCAAAGAUGCCAGUUGAUGAAUAACUACAUUUGGUGAGUGUGCUGCUUUGUGUUUGUAAUAUAAAUGUUGUAAUAGUUGCCAAGGACCAAAUAAGUAUCAAUGAGGAGUGCAAUUGAAUGAACUGCAUUCGUUUCAUACGGUGUCUUCUCCACUCCCAUUAUUCACCCUGGUUCAUUUGUUGUUGUUUUUAACCUGUCUUACCACAAUAUACUAUAGGACUGUGUUUUAUUCAACAGAGCUGAAUUCAAACAAAACAGUCACCCCUGCCAAAAAUGUGUAUACCAAUCACAGCUUUCCCCUUUAAAAUAAAAGUUAUAUAAGAAAAGUGAUUGGAUAUUCCCUGCCACAGAUUUCCCCUUUAAAAGAAAAGUUAUAUAAGAAAAGUGAUUGGAUAUUCCCUGCCACAGAUUUCCCCUUUAAAAGAAAAGUUAUAGAAGAAAAGUGAUUGGAUAUUCCCUGCCACAGAUUUCCCCUUUAAAAGAAAAGUUAUAUAAGAAAAGUGAUUGGAUAUUCCCUGCCACAGAUUUCCCCUUUAAAAGAAAAGUUAUAUAAGAAAAGUGAUUGGAUAUUCCCUGCCACAGAUUUCCCCUUUAAAAGAAAAGUUAUAGAAGAAAAGUGAUUGGAUAUUCCCUGCCACAGAUUUCCCCUUUAAAAGAAAAGUUAUAGAAGAAAAGUGAUUGGAUAUUCCCUGCCACAGAUUUCCCCUUUAAAAGAAAAGUUAUAGAAGAAAAGUGAUUGGAUAUUCCCUGCCACAGAUUUCCCCUUUAAAAGAAAAGUUAUAGAAGAAAAGUGAUUGGAUAUUCCCUGCCACAGAUUUCCCCUUUAAAAGAAAAGUUAUAGAAGAAAAGUGAUUGGAUAUUCCCUGCCACAGAUUUCCCCUUUAAAAGAAAA